GUUGGUCGCUCUUGCUGAGGUAUGUUGCAGCUGCCCGGCUGCACGUCCUCCAGGUCUGUCUCCCUGUGCCCCAGCAGUCUGCCAGAGGAAUAACCCCAAGCACCCCAGCUCUGGCGAUGUCUCGGGUUCUUUGGCGGACCUCGGCAUGUGGCAGCUCGUUCUUUGAGCCGGUCGGCUUGCCCAAUACUUCUCUCUAAACCGCACCACCCCCGAUAAGACUACCUAUUGCCAUUUCGAUACCAUACUUGAGAACUACAACCUCCGCGUGAAGACCAGCCCACACAUCCAUCUUACGCCUGCUUCCCCAUCUAAAAAAAAGACCUCCAUAAUCCAGCAAAACACCAUCUAAUCCACCACAUACCAAUCUUCAUCGCGCAUCGCCCAUCCAUUUCAUCCAGUGAUUUCUAAUACCCCCAUCAGAACCAGAACACCGCCCAACAUGGUCGCCGACGCCCUCAUCUACCACCCGUCCGUAUCGCACUACAACAAGUUCGUAGCCACCACCGUCGGCCGCGACAAGAUCCUCCGCACCCUCCAGUACUUUGCCCGCUUCUACGCCUGGUACCUCUUCCGCACCAAUGGCUCCAAGGCCGAAAUUGCCCCCUGGGACGCCAUCAAGAAGCAGUUCGGCCUGACCCGCAAGAUCAUGCGCAUCGGCAAAAACGUCGAGCACUUCAAGGCCGCCGCCGUCGCAUCCGACGCGAAAACAAUGGACCCCGUCCUCCGCUACGCCGCCGUCGGCCGCCAGCUGGGCUACGCCGGCUACCUCACCUUCGACGCCGCCACCGUCCUCGACGCCGCCGGCAUCAAGAAGUGGGAGGGUGCAAAGAGGCUGCAAAAGGAGGCCUACCGCUUCUGGGCCAUCGGCAUCAUCUUCAGCGUCGUCGCCCAGACCUACACCCUCUACCGUCUCCAGCAGCGCGAGGCCAAGGUCGACAAGAAGGAGGGCGAGGGUGUCGUCGAGGCUAAGAGAAUAGCAAUUGAGCGCGCCGCGGGCCGCCUGCAACUUAUCUCCGACCUCUGCGACUUGACCGUCCCCACCUCUGCCCUCGCAUGGGCCAACUUCGAUGACGGUCUUGUCGGCCUCGCUGGUACCGUAAGCAGUUUGAUUGGCGUGUAUACCCAGUGGAAGAAGACGGCAUAAUCGCGUUGUCGCAUCGAAGGAAGGGCCGUGCGUUGUAUAUGUAUGCUUGUGAUAAUUGUGCUGUAUGUCGGAUAACGAGAUGCGUCGUCGGAGCGACUGGUAUUUGUACCUGUCUACUGCGUUGAAGAGUGAGAGGAGGGAGAUGAUUGAGCUUAUUUGAGGCAGUGCUUUUGAAAUCUUUUGGGCGUUCGGAAUGUUCCUAGCCUGGGCUGUAGGCAUGGUGCCAUGAUGGGCGGGACAAGGUAGGCAGACUGCUAGGUACUCCCCGCUGUCGAUGCGGACAUGACAGUCGGCUUGGAUACCAAGUAAACCUCUUUCAUCAUCAUCGAAUAUUCAAGGUAUCUACGAAUGGAUAACAUGUAUUGCACUUUGUGAUGGCAAGUGUCUGGACCACCCUCAGCCGCCAUAGUGGAUCCGGUAGAAACCCUGAGCGUCCGGCUUCAAUAGAGAUGCCAUUGUUAAUCAAUCUGAAAGCCAGUCUCGAAAGACCAAGAUU
Colletotrichum godetiae is the source of this 1640-nucleotide messenger RNA. RefSeq names its product peroxisomal biogenesis factor 11. The coding region runs from base 440 to 1144 and encodes 234 amino acids. Gene Ontology annotation, cellular component: peroxisomal membrane. NCBI's taxonomy places the organism in Eukaryota, Fungi, Ascomycota, Sordariomycetes, Glomerellales, Glomerellaceae. The record is from RefSeq and is a predicted model, not a curated record. Gene Ontology annotation, biological process: peroxisome fission. The transcript is spliced from 2 exons.